This is a messenger RNA of Exophiala mesophila, 2429 nucleotides long. RefSeq lists its product as uncharacterized. The coding region runs from base 492 to 2231 and encodes 579 amino acids. NCBI's taxonomy places the organism in Eukaryota, Fungi, Ascomycota, Eurotiomycetes, Chaetothyriales, Herpotrichiellaceae. The record is from RefSeq and is a predicted model, not a curated record. The transcript has a single exon.
ACUCGACUCACCUUUCGUAGGAGCAGUAUUAUCACUAUCUACCGUACCUGAGGACCUAGGUAAUUCUUCGAUAAUGUCGUCCUGAUCUGGCCCUGCACCAAGCUCCCUCUCAUGCUCCGCUUCCACCACAUCCAUUUUCCACUCAGGUUGGUCGUCUUUUCUCAUUUUUUGCCCUAGAAUCCAGUUCUCUCAGUCCUCCACCUCCACCCUCCACCCAUCCAACAGAAUCUCCCUCAAUGAAAUACACCCCUCCACCCUGGGCAUCUCUGGCCAUCUCUAUCCAGCUUAACCCACCCAGGAAUCUAGCAUCUACAGUAGUUGAUUCGGAUGCAGCUUGACUCAUCUCUCGCUUGCCAUCCCCAUCUUUGCUUAGACAAUCCUGGGUAAUCAACCAAUCUGCACACAAUCUGGACUAAGGUCUUUGUGGAUGCCUGCAGGAUCGAGCCAGGCCACACCCACACCCCAUCUCGCAAUCCCACCGCCUCCUCUCCAUGGCUGAAAGUGCCCAUGCCGACUCCUCCUCCGACUCGGAGAACAACGAUGCCAACGGCUCAACUACAAAACUCAACGAGGCCAAAGUUCCUGCCCCAAAGGACAAGCAGUGUCCCUACUGUCAUCAACCCUUCACUUCUUCCUCGUUAGGGAGACAUCUCGACCAGUUCAUCUCCAAGAAGAAGCCUGAUGGUAUUCAUAAUGUGGAUGAGAUCCGUCGCAUGCGUGGAGGAAUCACGCGACGGACUGCCAGAGGAGGAGGUGCUGCCGCUGAGAAGAAGGGUCUCAACAACGACCUCAGUGCUGAGCGCGAAGAUACAGCCUCUCGGCGAGCGAGUCCCUCAGUCGCACCCUCAAAUGCUCCUGUUGUGGCCACCAAUGCCGAAGAGCUCAAUCGUGUCCCUCCAGGUGGCCUCCACAUGCGACUCAAUCGACUGAAUUGGCAAGCGACUGGUGUCAUUACUGAUCCCACCUCCCUCGACUCUCCAGGCCUGCCUGCGCCCCCCACCCCUGCCCUCGUCUCCAGCCCUUCAACUACAAUGACAUCCAAUCUGAACCAACCCCAGGUUCAAGCUCAAGGCACCAAACGAUCUUUUGCGACAUAUUCCUCUGACAUGAACAGCCCCGAGACCACACGAGCCCUCGAGCUUUCACUCCGCGAAGUCCUCGAUUCUCUGCGCGCCGCUACCAAAAACGCCUCACCCAAACCCUCGCCGUUCAAUUUCGAUGUCCAUUCUCAGACCUUCCCGUCAUUAUGCCUCAAGAUCCUCCCAACUCCCCCAACACUCUUCCAAGCCGCUCCAUUUGGGACGGCCAACUCGAUCCCCAUCACGGCCCCGGGCCCGGAGCAACUACAUCCGCUCCGUCAACAAAUCACACAGAGCAUCGACCUGUGGAAAUGGCAAACCCUACGUCUCUCCCAGCCUACCACCAGUAACAUCGCCGAGGAGGCCGAUUUCUUAACCCGGUCCGCCGCACAGUGGACUGAAUCCACCCUGCUGCACCUCGACGCAGCAUUCCAGAACUGGAUGGCCAACCCACUCGACAUUCGCACCUUGCUCUGGCACGUCGAGCUCCUCCGUGCCUACCACACUGAACAGACCCGCGUUGCCGAGCUGGAGGAAAGUCUCGAGACUGUGCGUCAAGAGGCCGCACACCUGCAGCAGCAGGUUGACUAUCUCAGCAAAUGUCAGUGGCCGCGCGAAAUGGCUUUAUGGCCGCCUGAACGCCGCACUUGGGGUAAGGAAAUGAGGGAGGAACUCAGGUUGAUCAGCUUGACUAAGUUACCCGCCAACAACAAUAGCAACGACAAUAAUGCUCACCCCAGUCACAAUACCGGCGACGGCAUGUCAGAGCAGGACAGUUCCAAUACGGCGCUACGGAAUAUCAACGUAGACCGCGCCAACCUCGGUCCCCCCGUUGACAAGUGGGACUUUGACCGUCUAGUCAAUAAGUGGAAGAAUCGCAUCAAGGAGGAUCGACUCCGGAAAAUACCUCUUUCCACAUCUUCCGCGCCCGGCCUAGGGAACCCUGGGCAGGGUGGGUCAGGAGAAAAUCCCAAAUAUGGUGAAUUCACCAAGCCACACCCCGACUCAGCAGGACCUGGCAUGACCAAUGGGUCUGGUCCUACAUCCGCAACUACAACCGGUUUGAACGGGGUCAAUCAGGCUGAAGAAGAUGCCAGACGUGCUACUGCUCUGAGGCAAAGAGGCAAUAUCAGCAUCAUUUCGGAUUUCUAACAAAAGACGAAAACCAAUUAUUAUGGCUGCGAUCGGCAUCCCCGUGGCAACAAAUGACCAUCUGUACAAUAUUAAUCUUCACGUUCACGGCAACAGCGCAAACAAGGAUUUGAUGCAAAGUCGUUGAUUAUCUCAUCUGACAUGACAUAGAACUAGGGUUGUAUUUAUUCCAAAUAUAUUCCACGUAUAUCCCAAUUG